Colletotrichum higginsianum IMI 349063 is the source of this 789-nucleotide messenger RNA. RefSeq lists its product as uncharacterized. The coding region runs from base 1 to 789 and encodes 262 amino acids. The transcript has a single exon. The record is from RefSeq and is a predicted model, not a curated record. Lineage: Eukaryota; Fungi; Ascomycota; Sordariomycetes; Glomerellales; Glomerellaceae.
AUGGAGAUUCUCAACCAAGUCAUAGACGACAAGCGCGGCGCAUAUCGCCUCCGAGCCGGUCAACGAAUCUACUAUCUCUUCAUUGCAACAGGCACCUUCGAAGAGGACACCAUGUGCCGGCCCUACCUCCUCAUCCCCAGCCUUCCAGACCUCCCCGAUUCUCCAUGGACAACAGCGACCAUCGUGCGGGGAGCGGAUGGCUCGCCGUUCAUCUCAGCCAUCUCCACGGACCCGCUCUCCGAGAUCCAGACAGUCUGGCACGAGCGGCGUAUCGACGUUCUCUCCCUCAAAAGAACGAGGCGCCUGCGCUCGUGGACCCACGAGGUCCAAUACGAUGGCGGCACGGCCGUGGCCAAGAUUGCAUGCUUCGAGUGGGACUUGCGCCGCAUCGAGCGCGAGACGGCGGCGUACUACAAGUUAACACAGCAUCGUAUCCAGCAUCGCGAUGAACCACCCAUAGCGCCAGAGUUCCUGGGCCACUUGACGGAGAACGGUAGGGUCAUGGGCUUCUUACUGGAGAAAAUUGACGGGGAACGGGCUUGCAGAAGCGACUUGCCGGACUGCGAAACGCUGGUUCGCAGGAUACAUGGCUUGGGGAUGAUUCACGGGGAUGUGAACCGGUACAAUUUUGUCGUUGACCGAGCUGGAACUGGGGGCGUGCGUCUGGUGGACUUUGAGCAUUUCGAAGACUUCAGUGAGGAGACGGCGAUGGAGGAGUUGUUAGCACUGCCGGCGGAGCUUGCGGAAGAUACUGGAAGGGGUGCAACUGCAAAGGUAUCUGGGCGCUGA